AUGAAAAAACUUUUUUAUUCAAACUAAAUUAAAUAAGCUUAAAAUUUAUAAAAUAUAUGCCUUUAACUUUAAUUAAACGUGAUUUUCAUUUAUAAAAGCUAAAAUUAAAUUGGGGAUGAUGGAGCUUCUACUAUUGGUACAGCACUUGGUAACUGCAAGUUCCUUACUAAUCUCGUUUUUGAUAUUUAGGAAAAUCAAAUUGGUGAUAGAGGAGCAUAAAAUAUUGGAUUAGGUUUAAGUAACUGCACUUAGCUUACAAAUUUAAAAUUUGUGAUAAGCGAAAAUUAAAUUGGGAAUUAUGGAGCCUCUACUAUUGGUACAGCACUUGGUAAGUGCAAGUUCCUUACUAAUCUCGAUUUUGAUAUUUAGAAAAAUCAAAUUGGUGAUAGAGGAGCAUAAAAUAUUGGAUUAGGUUUGAGUAACUGCACUCAAUUAACAAAUUUAAAAUUUGGGAUAAGCUAAAAUUAAAUUGGGGAUGAUGGAGCUUCUACUAUUGGUACAGCACUUGGUAACUGCAAGUUCCUUACUAAUCUCAACUUUUAAAUUUGGAAAAAUCAAAUUGGUGAUAGAGGAGCAUAAAAUAUUGGAUUAGGUUUGAGUAACUGCACUCAAUUAACAAAUUUAGAAUUUGGGAUAGGCUAAAAUUAAAUUGGGGAUGAUGGAGCGUCUACUAUUGGUACAGCACUUGGUAACUGCAAGUUCCUUACUAAUCUCGAAUUUUAAAUUUGGAAAUCUCAAAUUGGUGAUAGAGGAGCAUAAAAUAUUGGAUUAUGCUUAAGUAAAUGCUCUUAGCUUACAAAUUUAAGUUUAAUCUCAGACAAUGAUGAGAAAUUUCUAAAAUCAAGUGAAAUCAUCAACUGUAAAAACAUAAAGUUAUUAAAACUUUUUAGAUAAGGUACUGAAAAAAAAUAAAGAGAAAUCAAAAGAUAAGCUUUAAAAAUAAAAAGAUUAGUAAAAUUAAUUGUAGAUGAAAAUUGA
Messenger RNA from Tetrahymena thermophila SB210, 978 nucleotides. RefSeq names its product caspase recruitment domain protein, putative. The transcript has 10 exons. Gene Ontology annotation, cellular component: perinuclear region of cytoplasm; cytosol; nucleus. Lineage: Eukaryota; Ciliophora; Oligohymenophorea; Hymenostomatida; Tetrahymenidae. Gene Ontology annotation, biological process: nucleocytoplasmic transport; activation of GTPase activity. The record is from RefSeq and is a predicted model, not a curated record. Gene Ontology annotation, molecular function: small GTPase binding; GTPase activator activity.